UGCAGUGCAUUUUCACCACUGUGUGGCUGUGUUGCGAUAAUGGUCUCUUGGAUAUCAUGGCCAGACUCGACGACAACACACUCUUCGCACAUCGACCGUCGUCUUUUGACCCCGGUAUUGGCAUGACUCCUGGCGGUUGGCGUUUAAUGGUCGCAUAUGAUACCCGAGCAGGGAAGAGGGUAUCCACGAAGGUACCUCUGAUCUUAUUUUGUACAUUAGCAAUUGAAUAUGACAUCAUUGACUAUCGGCCAUUAGCACGUGGGCGGACUGGCCGGCUUAACCUUAAUCGCUUUUUCUCCAUCGCGUCUCUCUCCACUUCGUUCUUUCUCGUUCUCCACUCUUUUCCACCCCAUACACGAUGACGACGCUCUCCUUCUUCCAUCACUCCGGGUUCGACUUACCGCAAAUGAUGCACAGCCACUGGAGUUUUCUCGGUCGAGCACAAUGAGCUUCGUCCCCCGCAUAAUGUAUAUGCAAUCGCCAUCGUCAGCGUUGGAUUGUUCAUCGCUCUUGCAGGAGGAAC
Molecule: messenger RNA, 523 nt
Organism: Aspergillus campestris IBT 28561
Lineage: Eukaryota; Fungi; Ascomycota; Eurotiomycetes; Eurotiales; Aspergillaceae
Exons: 2
Coding region: 57-362 (101 amino acids)
Source: RefSeq, a predicted model, not a curated record